Styela clava is the source of this 1139-nucleotide messenger RNA. RefSeq lists its product as uncharacterized. The record is from RefSeq and is a predicted model, not a curated record. Gene Ontology annotation, molecular function: N-acetyltransferase activity. NCBI's taxonomy places the organism in Eukaryota, Metazoa, Chordata, Ascidiacea, Stolidobranchia, Styelidae.
UCUCAAUAACUGGACAUGGAGAUUAAUCCCAAUGUGAUAAAGUAUGCUAUUCAUACUAGAUUAGGACAUCCUCCAAAAAUUGAGUCGGCAGUUAAUGUGUCUUAGCAGUGACUAAUGAAAUAUGCUUGUCAAAUACUCUGAACUACCACUGAUGAUAGAAUGUGAUAAUCCAUGUUGGUGCAUGGAUGAAACCACUUUUUCACAUAUAGAGUAUAAAGUUUUUUUUUGUUUCCAGAAGAUUUGACUGAUACAUAUUGAUGUCUUCUCAUCACUAAAUUGUUAACCAGUGUCUGACAUAUUUUGAAUUUGUAGUACAUCACAAAAUAAGCAUGCAAGAACAUAGUUUUUCUUUUUGCACUGUAUUUUCAACACCUCUGAAAUUGCAUUCAGAGAAAACAAAAUCCGUUCAUAUCAGCUUAUGAAGUUAAAAUAUCUUUACCAGGAGACAACCUACCAUUAUAUAAUUUUGAAAUAUGUCUUUUGAGUAUUUGGAUUUUCGAAUAUUGGAAGAGAAAGACCAUACAUUGGUUUGGAAUUUAAUGUUGGAGGAAUAUUUCACACGAGAACCUGUUUGUGCGGUUUCAAAUUUUUCACCAGAUGAAACUAAAAUGUAUGUUGGAGACUUUGUCAAUGAUGGCCUUUGGCAACACGCAAGCUUGGGAGCAUUUGACAAACAGUCUCACAAAUUGGUAGCAAUUCAAAUAAAUAUACUUGGAAAGAAACCAAGAAAAUAUCUCGAUUAUGAUGAAAAUGGAUAUCCUAUGCAUAUUAUGGAUCAUAUUGCUGGAGAUACCUCUGACAUUAUUGGGACGACAGACUACAUGAACUUUAUUGUACUGUGCUGUAGAAAAAGUUACUGCAAUCGUGGAAUUGCAACUGAACUAUACAAAAGAUCCGAAGAAAUUGCAAGGAAUGAAGGGUGCAAAAAGAUGUAUACAAUAGCAACAAACUGUUAUACCCGCAAAAUAACAGACAAAUUUGGUUAUACAGUAAUAAACGAAAUGAAUUACGAAGACUAUGUAGACACAUUCACAGGGAAUAAGAUUUUCAACAAUAUUGCCAAACCUCACAGUAAUAUUGCACUGGUUGUAAAAAUAUUAUAGCAUUACAUACAUCACACUGGGAUCUCACAAAAGAGU